CGCUGCAGCCGACCCCCGGCGCCUCCCCUCUCGGAUCGUGGCCCUGCGAGGAGCGAGGCCCCGAGCAGCGCGGCGAGGGGCGUGGACCGUCGCGUCCGAACGCGGGCAGCAUCUCAUCACCCCACCGCGGGGCUCCCCGCGCGCGGAGCUGCUGGAACAUGAGCGCGGAGCUGCAGCUUGUCUGACGGUUUGCUGGACUAUGUUGACACUUCUGGUUCUGCUCGGUCAACUGCCCAGAGUUACCGUCGCGUUUCCUCAUUGCACAAGAAGACCGCAGGAGCCCAGGCAUGCCGGAGAAAUCUUCACAUCAAAAGAAGAAGCAAGCCUUUUCAUACAUAGACGUCUUCUAUAUAACAGAUUUGAUUUGGAGCUCUUCACUCCCGGUGACCUAGAAAGAGAGUGUAUGGAAGAACUUUGUAAUUAUGAGGAAGCCAGAGAAAUUUUUGUGGAUGAAGAUAAAACGAUGAAAUUUUGGCAAGACUAUUCAACGAAAGGACCCACCACAAAAACCGAUGAAAACAGAGAGAAAAUUGAUGUUAUGGGCAUUCUCACUGGCCUAAUUGCUGCUGGAGUAUUUUUGGUCAUUUUUGGAUUACUUGGUUAUUAUCUUUGUAUUACUAAAUGUAACAGACAACAACAUCUAGGUUCUCCGACUGCCUACGUGAGAAGGGACAGACAUGCCCCCACCAUCAUUUUUAGAAGACCCGAAGAGGCUUUAUUGAACAUACCACCACCUUCAGUGGAGGACUCAGGACUCCCUUCUUAUGAACAAGCAGUGGCACUCACCAGAAAACACAAUGCUUCGCCACCACCACCAUAUCCUGGGCCAGCAAAAGAGUUUAGGGUGUUUAAAAAGUCUAUGUCUCUCCCAUCUCAUUAAGCCAAUCUCAUUAUGCUUUGGUGGAAGAGAACAUUCCACCAAGAAGAGGAUAUUCGUGUUAUGUGAAUGCAUUAUUUCCCCUGGAUCAAAAAGGGGACAUCACUUUCAGACUUUUAUGACACACUGCAGGGAAUAAAGGAGGAAUAAUCAUGCGUCUUACACACUCCAGAAUGUUUCUCACACCCUGUACCUGAGCGAGCUGGAGCAAUAGUACAGUGAGUACUAUUUGACUUGCAUGCAAUGGACUCAAGGUUUGAUCCCUGGCAUCCCAGAUGAUCCUCAAGCCCUGUCAGGAAUGAUCUCUGAGUACAGGGCUAAGGAGUAAGCCCUAAGCACCACUGGGUUUGGCCCAAAAUUUUUUUAAAGAAAAAUGAGGACAAACCCUUCUGGGGCUGGGGUGAUGACUCCAAGAGCACAUGUUAUGCAUCUGGCAGACUCCGUUUAAUCCUGGCUCCAUAUGGUCCUCUGAGCACCUCUGGAAUGAUCCUCAUACACUGAACUGGGAGUAGCCCUCAGUAACACUAGGUGUGUCCCUCCAGCUCUGCCCUCAAAAAAAAAUGAAAAAAGAAAAAGAAAGAAAGAAAGGAAGGAAGGAAGGAAGAAAGGAAGGAAGGAAGGAAGAGCACUUUUGAGACCUGGGAAUUCAGGAAAAGCAGCCUACCUUGCUGGUAUGAAGCCUUGAGUUUGAUCUGCAGCAACACCCACAUGCUGAGUUCAGUCCAGUCAGCAUGCUGUGUGGAUUUCCUGUGUCACAAAAAAAGUGUAUGAACUCUGGUACACCACAAGCCAGUGUGUAAGAGCACAGAGAUGAAAGUGUAAGUGCAUUGCAACCAAGUAUGCAAUCCCCAUUAGCAAAUCAACAGCAAAAGGAAAGGAAGGGGAGGAAGAAAGAGUGAUUUUUUUGUUUAUGUUAACUUUUGUUUUUAAGUGUUGAGCCAAAGAGAUAGUCAAGGAAUAAGGCACUUGCUUUGCAUGCAGGUGAUGCUGGGUCAGUCUCCAGCACUGCAUAGGGUCCCCUGAGCACUACCAGGAGUACGCGCUGAACACUGCCAGGUGUAGCCCCAAAACAAAACAGACAAAAAUAUCCAUUUUAGGGAUGAUAUGGCUAAAACUGGCAAACUGUGCAUGAAUUUUUUUGUGUGAAAUCAAAGUUCCAGAUUUUUUUAUACUGAGUAUUAAAGAAUUAGAGUUUCUAAUUAUUAUAUAAUCUCAAGUCAUAAUAUUGGGAUCCACUCUUUAUAAACUUUCACUUUAAGUAUAAGAACGUCAAAGAAUUUAACAUUUCAGUAUAAAUUUGUGACUUGAUAUAACCACUUUGUUUUAUAUGUGUGUAUUAUUUCAGUGCUAAAGAUUGAACCAGAUUGAACUCAGUCCCUCACACAUGCAAAGAUAGUGUUCUACCAUUCCCAUGGUGAACUAAAUCCCCAUCUCCUAUAUUUCAAAUUAUUUCUUAGCACUUACCACAUUUUUAGGUUUUACUGCUAAUUUGUACUACCAGUCAUGUUUUAUUAUGGGUGAGUGGUUUAAAAAAAAAAACAACUGAGCAGCCAAAGAGAUAGUAUAAGUGCAGAUAAGGUACUUGCCAUGGGCACAGCCAUCCUGGCAUCAAUUGUCAUCACCACAUGUGGUCUCCCAAGAACCACCAGGAAUAAUCCCUGAACUCCCUGGUGUGAACCAGUACCCAUACCACCACUCCCACUUCUUCCCUCCACCUAAAAAACACCUCUUAUGAGAGCUCUCACUCUUUCUGUUGCCCUGAGUGAGGCCAGAACCAUAAACCAUGUUGAAGCUAUGCUGAGUCUCUUGGGAUCUCAGGAGCCCAGACCACAGGUGUGUGAUCUGGAUCAUCAUGUAGGCAGGACAGGACAUGUCCAGGCUUCCACUAGACCUCAUUCUGGGCCAGCAAGACCUUUCCAUCAACAACUUCUGUGAAGUGGUCAAUAAGAAGAGCAGAGAUAAAGAAUAUCAAAGAAGAUAACUUUCCUGCUUACCAAGAUUUUUGUGCUGCCUGAAAGGACAUUUGGAAUAAAAUUUGGGAAAUCUAUUGUUUCCUGUUUCUUGAGGGUACCUGCUGGGAUUGAGCUGAGACUCUGUUAAAAUCAAACCAUCUUACUUGUUUUUGUUUUUGUUUUAGUUUUUUGCAGAGUCGGGUAUGUGCAGAGAAGGCACACCUAGCUGUGCUGAGGGUUUACUCCUGGCUCUGUGCUCAGGGAUCACUCCUGGUGGAACUCAGAGACCAUAUGGAGUGCUAAGAUCAAACCCAGGUCAGCCACAUGCAAGACAAAAUGCCCUACCUGCUUUACUGUCUCUCCAGCCCCUAAAACCAAAAUCAUCUUAAAUCAGAUAAAUCCCAAGCACAAAAAAUUGUAAAUCUACAACUGUACCUCAUGGUGUUUCACUAAUAAAAAAAAAAAAAAGAUCAGUGGGAUACAAGGGAAGUAGCUCAACCUCUGUAUUACAUACCUGACCCUUUAAUUAUCUCAUAUAAAGAACAAUGAACUUUGAAAAAAAAAUCAGAUAAAAACAAGACCUCAAUCCUUUCAGAUGUCAAGGACUCCCAUUUUAGAUUCUCAGAGACUGUUUAUUUAUUGAAAACAAAUCAUCUGACAGCCUUAAGAUGGAAU
This is a messenger RNA of Sorex fumeus (smoky shrew), 3504 nucleotides long. RefSeq names its product proline rich and Gla domain 4 (gene PRRG4). Gene Ontology annotation, cellular component: extracellular region. The transcript is spliced from 6 exons. The record is from RefSeq and is a predicted model, not a curated record. The coding region runs from base 200 to 880 and encodes 226 amino acids. NCBI's taxonomy places the organism in Eukaryota, Metazoa, Chordata, Mammalia, Eulipotyphla, Soricidae. Gene Ontology annotation, molecular function: calcium ion binding.